AUGGCUUCUUUGCAGAUUUUAUCGCUUAUUACAGCAGCUACUUCUGUAGUGGCACUUGCUGGGACGCCCAAUGUCUACGCCAGCGGGCGUCGAAGUUCAUGCUACGAUGACACAACAGCCGAUAAUACCUGCUGUUACCUCUCUCCAGCACGGUUACUCCAGACCCAAGUAUGGGAUACUAGACCUGUCACUGGGCCUCUAGACUCCUGGACUAUCCAUGGGCUAUGGCCAAUCCAUAACGAUGGCUCUCUCCCUACCAACUGCGAUUCCAACCGCACAUACACAAACAUCACCCAGAUUCUCUACCACGCCGGCGCCGAAGAAACUGUCGAUGAGAUGAACAACCUCUGGGAAUCCCCCGACGGCGAUAACGACAAGCUCUGGCAGGACGAGUGGGCCACCCACGGAACAUGCUUCAGCACCCUGGACCCAGCCUGCUACGCCAACUACGAAGUCGCUGAAGAAGCCGUCCCGUAUUUCCAAAAGGCCGUUUCGCUCUUUAAGCGCCUUCCGACCUAUGACUGGCUCCGCGACGUCGGAAUCAUCCCCUCAUACUCCAUGCUGUACCACCUCUCCGACAUCCAAUCCGCGCUGGAGAAGCAUCACGGCUCACGCGUGUCGCUGCGUUGUGCGGGACAGAGACUACAAGAGAUUGGCUAUCAUUUUAAUGUUACGGGGACGUUGCAGAAUGGGUUCUUUACUGAUUCUGGUGCGAUUGGUGACUGGGGUGAUUGUCCUGAGCUGGUUUUGUAUGAACCCAAGGGCGAGAGCAAGAAGGCGAUUUUUAAGUUCGAGACGUUUCAUCCGCAUACCGCUGCGGACGUGGAGGAUCUUUAG
Fusarium sp. VM40 is the source of this 837-nucleotide messenger RNA. Lineage: Eukaryota; Fungi; Ascomycota; Sordariomycetes; Hypocreales; Nectriaceae. The record is from the annotation of a GenBank genome assembly.